Fragaria vesca subsp. vesca is the source of this 1200-nucleotide messenger RNA. RefSeq names its product pentatricopeptide repeat-containing protein At3g14580, mitochondrial-like. Lineage: Eukaryota; Viridiplantae; Streptophyta; Magnoliopsida; Rosales; Rosaceae. Bases 1 to 1200 code for a protein of 399 amino acids. Gene Ontology annotation, molecular function: protein binding. The transcript has a single exon. The record is from RefSeq and is a predicted model, not a curated record.
AUGAUUUACCGCUCUACCAAAGUACUCAAACUCACCCAUCCAGUCCUCCAAUCCCUAACCCAAUACUCCACCUUAAAUCAAAACCCACCUUCCUCCUCCUCCUCCUCUCCCCAAAUCCCCAAAAAGCUCCACCACAAAGACUGGCUCUCCCCAACCGAAGUCCUCCAAGUCUUCACAUCCCUCCAAGACCCCACCUCACUCCUCCCCGCCCUCCACCACUACUCCACCCGCAAAGACUACAAACCCACCGAAGCCCUCUACACUCUAAUCAUCAACAAGCUCUCCCAAGCCCAUCUCUUCGAGGCAAUCGACAAUGUCAUGAACAGAAUCAAAUCCGAGAGGAAAUGCCGGCUGUCGGAUGACUUCUUCCGCGGCGUCAUCAAGAACUACGGCAAUGUGGGUGGCUACAUAAACAAGGCAAUGCAGACGCUUUUCGACAUGCCCGGCGGUUUCGGGUGCUGGCCGUCUGUCAAGACAUUCAACCUUGUCCUGCAUAUUCUGGUUUCGACGAAGAUGUUUGAUGUUGUUCAUGAGGUUUACUUGAUGUCGGCCAAGUUGGGUGUUGAGGUUGAUGCGUGUAGUUUGAAUAUAAUUGUCAAGGGGCUGUGUGAAAGUGGGAAGGUUGAUGGUGCACUCCAGGUGCUCGACGAAUUUCCCCACCAGAAAUGCGAGCCGAAUGCGCUGACGUUUUCGACGCUGAUGCAUGGGCUCUGUGUGAUUGGGAAGGUGGAUGAGGCUUUCGGGUUGCUGAGGAGAAUGGAAAAUGAAGGUAUUGAUCCGGAUUCGGUUACGUUUAACAUCUUGAUAGCAGGGCUGAGGAGACAGAAGAGAUAUGAUGAGGGCAUUGAGCUUUUGGAGCAAAUGAAGCUCAAGGGUUGCGCGCCGAAUCCGGCUUCUUAUCAGGAGGUUUUGUAUUGUUUGCUUGAUGCGCAGAGGUUUGUUGAGGCAAAAGAGUUCAUGAUUCGGAUGGUUUCAAAGCGUGUUGGUCCGAGUUUCGUGUCAUACAAGCAACUGAUUCAGGGGUUGUGUAAGGAGAAUAAGGUGGAGGAGCUGGACUGGGUUUUGAGGCAGAUGACGCGGCAAGGGUUUGUGCCGAAGAUGGGUAUGUGGAGGCAGAUUAUCAGAAGUGUGUUUCCGGAAAAGAGCAACAACCAUCAUUGUGUUUCUUGUGAAGAAACUAUAGAUGAGUUGAUCACUUGA